This is a messenger RNA of Ornithodoros turicata, 661 nucleotides long. RefSeq lists its product as uncharacterized. Lineage: Eukaryota; Metazoa; Arthropoda; Arachnida; Ixodida; Argasidae. The transcript has 4 exons. Bases 47 to 520 code for a protein of 157 amino acids. The record is from RefSeq and is a predicted model, not a curated record.
CUUCAUUGCCACAUCACAUUCAGCUUUCCAGUCUGAUAUCCUAAGGAUGAUUCAUACCAUCAAGCUCACCCUGGAGCAUCAUACAGCGCUACUUAAUCUGAUGUUGGCCAAAUUUGCAACAGCUCCUGCAGAGCAGGCUCCAAGUGAUGAUCCUCUUGCUGAACCAUUCCAAGACCUUCAAGCGUUCCUGCAGUUCGACGCCCGAUACUCAGCUCAAGCACAGAGGAUGGAGAUGGAAAAUGCCCUGAUGCGAUAUGGAGGAACCGACGAAAAAGACACCACAAAACGGAUCCUGUCACAUUUGAUGUCUGACACAGUUGCACAACAGUUCAGCUAUAGAGGGCGCAAGGGAAAGGAAAACUUCAGCGCUCUCAAUAUGUGCAAGAUCAUCAUUAGAUCCGUGCUCAAGAACCCACGGGCCAAAGGUGUAACUGAGGCGCAGGUCGAAGAAUACAUCAAGUCGUGGUUGGCGCAUGCGACAGAGCGAGUGCAGAGGGCAGGUCCGACAGAAGACGCUUAAGGUGGAUGGAGCAUGCAGAGGGGAAGUCGUCUUGCCUCGGGGAUGCUUGCCUGGCCUCUGUAAAUGAAAAGACAUGGGAUCCCUGGAGGAGUUCGUCUUGGAAGAGUUUUGAGCUGGUACUCGCCUUGACGUGGUGCCCAG